This is a messenger RNA of Vitrella brassicaformis, 4448 nucleotides long. Lineage: Eukaryota; Vitrellaceae. The record is from the annotation of a GenBank genome assembly.
GACGUUUGAAUGCUUGAGUGGAGGUGGAGGAUGCCCAGCCACGGCGGCAAGGCCUGAUCAGGGCCACCAUGGCGCUCAUCGGCAUAGGCGGGUCGUCCAUGAUGGUGCCGGAGCACCAUUCUGCAUCUGCCGCCACGCCCAACGGCCAUCCCAUUCCCUCUGCAUCGACAUACCUCUACCCGGCUGCAUCCCCAUCGCAUAGUCAUCAUGGCGGCGGCUCGGGGCAGACGAUGAGCUCGAGUAGCAUUUUGUACAGCAAGAAGGUGCCGGUGCGCAUCAAGGCGCCUGACAGGGAGGACCACUGCGCAUCGCUCGACGUCAAGGUGGCGCUGCAGGCGGAAAGUAGCCAACAGGUAACUAACCAGAGAUGACAUAUAUAGAAAGGCAACAUCGCCAUGGUGUUGUUUGUCGUGUGUGUAUCGUACCGUACAGAUGCUCUACGUGGAGCUGACCAACGAAGCCGACCCGUAGGCUAGGCAGCCUUAAGGCAGAGAUGGAGGGAAGAGCGCCAUCACAUAAUCUAUGUGAUAUGCACUGUCUGUACGGGUGUGUGGUUUGUGUCUGUCAGGUAUUUCCUGUACACGUUGCAGGUGAGUGAGUCGGACUUCCACGUGUUGAAGACCGACCAGCGCCUGCUGGUCGACUUCCAAACCUUCCCCUCCAAGUUCAUCGAGCUACUGGAGGAGUGCCUCAAGGGCCAGCACUCGCAGCCGCUCACCGUCCCGCCCAGUCCAUCGCCGCCACAGGCAGCAUCCUCACACACGCACCCGGCGCACAACGUGUCGACCGCUAUCUCCUCGUAUGCACCAUCGUACCUGGCCCAGAAGUGAGUGGGUGCGGUGUGUGAUGCACCACACGACACGCGCAUCGGCCUUCCUUUGUCCACGAAUGUAUGUGUGUGGGUGUGUGUAUGUGUAGGUUUGUGGCCAUAUUGCUGUGCGGUCCCGGGAGUGGGCCUUCGCAGCCUGCAGGAGGGUCACCGUCGGGUGCGUCGUCGUCGUGUGGUGCGGUGCGUUGCGGGGAGGCGACGCUCAACCUGGUGGAGACCAACCAGUUCCGCGAGCUGACCCACCUCUUCCUGCGGCUGAGGCGCGGCAACGACGAUGCCGUCAAGAAAUACCUGGCCAAAAAACUCACCGAAUUCAAAGUCAGCCAGCACCUAUACUAGACAGAUGACGAUGGUCUUGAGUGUGUAUGGAUGGAUGUGUGUUGUCGUGUCGACCAGGUUCGUUGUGAGGACAUGGGUCGUGAGCUGCACACUGCCGGCGAGACGCAGCGGAAGCAGAGCCACGACAUAGACGACCUCACCACACGACUCAACAGCCUACAAAUCGAACAGUGGGCGCAAUACAACACGCACUUGACAUACAUGGAAGGGUCACGUGUUUGGGGUGUGGGUGUGGGUGUGAUAUGUAUGUGUCAGUGGUCGCAUGAAGGAGAGUUUGUCAGCGCAUCACCAGGAGGAGGUGGCCCGGCUCAAACAAAUGCACAUGCAGGAAAUGCAAAAGAUACAACAGGUCCGGUCCGCACACAGACAGCACAGGCAUGUACACCGCCCUCCCACCCCCGGCUGCUGUGCCUUCCAUAUAUCUCUUAUGUGUGUAUCAAUCAGGUCGGCGUAGAGGAGCGUCAGGCAGCGGAGGGCCGCACCCAGCAGCAGAUCGAUGGCCUCGCCAAACGACUAGAGGAGGCCGAAAAGUCCAACCGGAACCUGCAGGAGAAAAAGUAAGGGAUUAAGACACAUACAUACAAAUUCACGAGCGCAGCGCAUGUCAGUAUGGCAGUCAUGGAAGUGUUCGUCUGUUGGCUCUCCUGCGUGUCUGCCUGCAGGGUUCAGCUGGAGUCGAGCGACCGGGACCUGAGCCGCCGGCUGAAAAACUGCGAGAGCGAACUCCAAUCAGCCAACGAACAGGUGAGGUGGAGUAUACACACACAGAAAGGCACACGCAGGCCAGUGCGUGCAUGAACAGCACAGCACGGAUAUCAGUCAGUCAGUGCAUAUGGCUGUCUGUGUGUGUAUUCGUCGGUCCAUCAGCUGCAGUCGUGUCGUGUAGAGGUGAAGGAUUUGGAGAAGGUGCGGCACCAAAACGAGAAGAGCCUCACCGGACUUAACGAAAAAAUCAAGGGAUACAUCGAACAGGUGGGUCAGGUACAUUCAUGCUCAACCGGUCGGUCGGUCAACCACACACAGACCGACCAGACCAGAGGCAGCCACUCAGCCAGCGAGCAAUGUUUGUGCGCGUUGUGUGUGUCGCUGUCUGUGUAUGGUCGGUCGCAUUCAUUCAUUCAUCUAUCAGUUGCAGUCCAAGGAUUCGUUGCUGAGCAACUCCAACACACUCAUAGACCAGCUCAGGUCACAGAAGGUAGGUGAGCCAGCCGAGCGGAGGACGGUCGGUCAUCCCAUCAUCUCGCGUAUCUGUCUGUCUGUAUGUGUGUAGGCAUCGUUGGAGGAUCACUUGUCUGAGGCCAAGGCGGCUCACAAGGAGCUCGAGGACAAGUUCCAAGAGAGCCUCAGAGAAAUCAACAAGGCAGCCACCCUCCCACACACACACACACUGCUAUACCUCUUCUGUUCGCAUGUGUCUCUCUGCGCGUUUGUGCUGUGUGUGUCAGGGCAACGAGAUCAUCGAGAAUUUGCAGCAGCAGGUCAAGAGCAUGAAGGCCAAGAGCAAAGCCAAGUCAACCACCAUCGCUGCCAACCAAAAGGUAAAUACCGCCGUCACGUCACACACUAUGUGUGUCUCCUCCCUCUCUGUGUGUGUGUCAGACGAUCAACGAGUUGGAGCUCAAGAUAGAGAAACAGAAACAAGACAUCCAGCUGGUCGGUCAGUCAGUGGACGAGUGGUCACACAUACACACCCGCUGGCUUUCUGUGUUGUGGCUAUGGUCAGUGUGAGAAGCGUCUGGUAGAGGCGGCGGCGCGCGAGGCGUCGCUCAAGGAGGACAUCGAGAAGGAACAACACAAACUCGCAGAGGCACAAAAGGCUCUCGCGGAAAAGCAAAACUGUAGGCAACCCAUAAACACAUGGAUGGAUGGAUGGAUGUGUGUGUGGUGCAGUCAUAGAUUUCGUGAAUCAGCAGUGGGUAGAGCGUGAGCUGACGGUGGCCUUCCCCCCCAAGACACAGACACCCUCCCAGUCGGCACAGCGGUUCCCAUCGGCCCCCGCACUCCCACACGCCAACAGCCACCCAUCACAAUCGCCCUCCUCCCUGCUGCCGCCGCCGCCAUCCCUCACGGUCAACGCGCCAUCCGUCAUGGACCUGGCAUGUCAGAAUCGGCUCAAUGACAAGACCGCAGAGAGGCUUAUGCAGAGGGCUCUCGCUAACCCUUACCGACAGGCGGACAGCAGGCAGCUGCAGCAGCAGCAGCAGGAGAGGGGCGUGAUGAUGCCGAGAAGCGACGGCAGGCAGCCCGUAGGUAUGCCGUUAACAUUGCAUCCACGACGAACAAAGAUCCAGACGAAGAGAGAGAGGUGUUUGUUCUGAAUGCUUUGGCCAAUUAGCCGGUGCUGCGAGUGGAGAGGGUGCAGCUGUUGGCGGUGGCGCUGGUGGUGUGUCGAGUAGUGUUGGUGCAGACGGGUUCGCCUACACGUUUCGGGCCAGUGGUGUGGGCAGCACCCCCACACCCACAUCUGCAUAUGCCGCUGGACCGGCCACCAGCAGCCAGCAGCCGUACUACCACACAUCAUCCAGCGGCUUCAGAGGUCUGCCAACUGCUGCGUGUGGUAUACAUACAUCCACAUGAAUGGAAUGGACACACUUCCUCUUGUUUGCGCAGCUGUAUCUCCGUUUGGUGCCGGUGGUGGCUUCUCGUCCGCCUCAUACGGCAGGGCUGCCCCCACCAUGCAAACACAGCCGCCCGCAGACACACUGCACCAACACGGUGAGUACAAACUUAACAACCAACGCUGGGUUCUGCGCCACGUUGGUGUGGUGCAUCAAUCAGGUCUGCCGGACCCCGGUGCGGGUCGUCUGCACCGGCCGGACAUCGAGUGUACGCCCCACUUCUCCCGUCGCAGGAACGGGGGCCUCGAUGGCGGCACAGACGGCGAGAGCGAGAACCCCAGCCCGGCUCGGCAGAUGCAGCAGCCGCCCCAGCCCUGCCAGCCAACGGUGGUGCCGCCUCGACAGAGGCCGCCCGAUGAGGUGGCGUCUCGGCUGCAAGGGCCGGUGGUCUACCAGCCACCAGACAGGGGCAGCAUGUAGCUAGUGGAGGGUGAGAGGGAGGGAAAUGCACAGCGGAAGCAGCCAAAUAGGCCUGUGGAUGGACGAGUGAAUGACGGGCCCGUGUCUGGGAGUGUGUUGGAUUCAAUUGACGUGUUGAUGGGGUGGGUGUGCUGCAGUGCACAUGUGCGGCAUGAUGUGAUGUUCGGGGCGGUGUGUGUGUGUGAUAUUACGGCUCGGCUGUCAUGGGUAGUGUACACAUUCACUUUGAAAACCAUCCACCG